AUGAUCAAAUCCAAGGCAAACAAGCCCGGCUUGGAAGAGAUUUCGCGCCAACGGCUGUUGAUUGCGGUGGCCAACCUCGGCCCGGUGGCCUAUCCGCUGGCGGUAGCACUGUUUGCCCUCGGUAGCGUGUUCGGCGUGCCGGCUACCCUGCUGCUGCUAGCGGCGGUGGCGGGCUUCGGCUGGUGGCCUGGCGCUGUUGUGUCGGUGCUGGGCGGUACCUUGGGGGCCUAUUGCUCCUUCCUACUCGCCCGCCACCUGGCACGUGAUUGGGUCGCAGCCCGGCUUGGAUCUCAUCCCGCUCUGCUGCGACUCGAUCAGCAAAUCGGUGAGCGCGGCGGCUGGAUCGUACUCUGGCUGCGAAUCUUGCCAUCGCUACCUUUCACCCUGUUCAAUCUACUCUGCGGCCUGACUCGAAUCGGCUCUGGCAAGUUCGCUGCUGCCACCCUGGUGGGCAUCGUGCCCGGGACCCUGGCCUACGGCUGGGCGGCAGACCAGCUAUUGCGGCUUGGCAAUGCAGCCGGCGCCAAACCCCAUCCUCUGCCGACCCUCUUGGCGAUGCUUUUGCUAGCGCUGCUCACUACCGCCAGUUGGUGGGUCAAACGUCGCCGACGGGCUCAGGCUGAACGAGCCGCACGGGGUCAACCGGCCGCACGAGAUCGACCACUACCGUAA
Molecule: messenger RNA, 672 nt
Organism: Nerophis lumbriciformis (worm pipefish)
Lineage: Eukaryota; Metazoa; Chordata; Actinopteri; Syngnathiformes; Syngnathidae
Source: RefSeq, a predicted model, not a curated record